AUGACAUCCAUAGCCCAGCCAAGAAAGCCUCUCCAUCCCGCCGAAGCUCUGUUGUCACUGGCACAUCCACCCACAACAGCAGCAUCAUUGUUCAAAUCCACCGUCUCUCUAAAACCCCUCCCCUUCAUCCCCAACACCCAACUCGACCCAUCCGCCGCCCGAGAUGCGCGUGACCGUCGCCGUCUCGCUCGCGAGAGGAAACAGGAGGCGAAGCUCGCGCAGCGGAAGUUCCGAGCGAGUGGCAAACCGAAGCCGCUGAGCGCGAAGAUGAAGCGUGCGCUCGGGGUCCACAAGAUCUCGAAGGAGGAGAAGAGAUGGGAAAUUUAUGUGCCGCUGUGGGCUAUGUGGGCUGACUAUGUGAGAGGGCUGCUCGGGAUUGAUGCCGAUGAAGAAGAAGGAAAGAGUGAGGAUGCGAUGGAGGGGGUCGAGGAUGGGGAGGCGAAGCAGUCGAAGAAGCACCAGUUCGUUAGCGUUGCGAAUGGGGGCCCGUUGCUUGCUUCUGCGGACUUUCAUGGCGCAUAUCUGGAGGUGGUGCAAUGCCGCUGUGUGAGUCGGGUUGGCCUUCGGGGCAUCGUGUUGAAGGACACGAAGUUCACCUAUGAAAUGAUUACGAGGGACAAUGAGAUUAAAGUUGUGCCGAAGGAAUUCACAAUACUCCGGAUGGAGCUUCCACUCGCCUCCAAUCCUGCCAUCAAUUCCAAUGGACAGGUGGAAGGCAGGACACUUGUGUUCGAACUGCACGGUUCUAGACUACAGAACAGGGCCCCCGAUAGGGCAAACAAGAAGCUCAAGGACACAUUCAGGUUGGAAGAUUGA
Molecule: messenger RNA, 816 nt
Organism: Eremomyces bilateralis CBS 781.70
Lineage: Eukaryota; Fungi; Ascomycota; Dothideomycetes; Eremomycetales; Eremomycetaceae
Product: RNase P/MRP, p29 subunit
Exons: 2
Coding region: 1-816 (271 amino acids)
Biological process (GO): rRNA processing; tRNA 5'-leader removal
Cellular component (GO): ribonuclease MRP complex; ribonuclease P complex
Molecular function (GO): ribonuclease P RNA binding
Source: RefSeq, a predicted model, not a curated record